Messenger RNA from Pocillopora meandrina, 3857 nucleotides. The record is from the annotation of a GenBank genome assembly. Lineage: Eukaryota; Metazoa; Cnidaria; Anthozoa; Scleractinia; Pocilloporidae.
AUGGGUUCGUCUUGGUAUUUUGACGAGACAGAAAUUAGCUCAGAUGACCCAGGGCAUUCGUCACCAGACAGCCUUUCUUUCAAUGGAAGGCUCUUUAAUUUUCCAGUUGGUUCUAUGUCCAACCUUGCAGGUGAGGGAUUUGAGUAGAAAUUACAAAUCAGGUGCUUUGAAAUUGCUACCAAUUUAUUCUUGAUCUCAGGAGUUGUUAUCACCAAAGUUUUACACCAAUUUCGAAUCCGAUAAAACCAAAAGAAGAGUGAUUUUAAAAUGCUGGGGUAUGGUCUCAGCAAGUUGGUGUUUUUGCUGAACCAGACGAAGACGGCUGUCACUAAUUGCCCAGACAAUGGUUAUGUUGAUGUGUUAUUUAUUGGAGUGAGUUUCCUUUAAAAUCGUUUAGUCUCUUUUUUGAUGCUUGACUUGGAAGACAUGAAUGAAACUGAAAGAUGCCGCUUUUUAUAUCGCCGCUGUGUCUCCAGUUAUGCUAGAACAUUUCUUAUUCGAUGAAUUCGAGAAAAAGAUAACUUAAAAUUAAAAUUUUUCUUAAAGAACAUAUUGAUUUUAUUGUGAGAUGACAGUCAGAUGCUGCUGCCUGUUUUGAUAUUUCAUUUUCCGACGCUGCAAUUUAGUCAAAGUUCGGGUAAAAUUUUCGCACACAUACUAUUGUAAAACAAAUCUGUUUUCCCAAUGGCGAUGUAUUGUUUUUGUCAUUGUUUUCUCUAUCCAAGAACUGAAUGCAUAAUGUAGUAUGGGGCUGUGCGGAAACUAAAGUUCGUUUUAUCGUCGACUGAUUUCAUUUUUACCUUGCAUUAUAAAAAUGCAGCAUUUAGGAACUACUUAGAAAACUUCAUUUAAGAAUAUUUCCUUUUUUUAUGUUCGCUUGUUUCUUUUUUUCUGUAGCAAAGGGUAUUGUUUAUGUUGAGUCAGACCCGGAGGAAGAUGAUGAUCUUGAUGUUCCAGAUAGCACUUGUGGAGACCAUGGAAUAUUGGUUGAGAGCGAUCCACAAAAUACAACAUUUCAGAUAGUUAACACCAGGAUACAUGAUGAAAACAAGCAUGUGGUAAGGAUUAUUUUGAUUUACUGUUGUUGUUUGUUUGUUUUAUUUUGUUUUGUGGAAAAGUAAAUGAGGAAAAGUAUUUUAUUAAAACAUAGCAGGCACUUUGUGAAAAAUGAUUGGCUUUGAACAGUAAAAAUAGUAUGUAACCGCUUUGAAGUCAUACCCUUUACUCUUUAACACUCUACAUCCCAAAGUCAGUUUGCAAGGUCUCCUUACUGUUCUCUAUAUAUCUCUUGUGGUACUUACAAGGAAAGUUUGCAUAAUAAUCAAGAGCUUCUUGACUUUGCAAUCAUUUCCUUUAUUCUUGUGACCUUAAUGUGUGAUUCAGGGCUGAAACUGUUGGAAGAAAUUCGAUACUUAUCAUGCUUAGGGGUUAAAGGGGUUAACUUUUAAGAUCCCAUUGUGUAUUCUCACAACUGGCAAUUGCUGAUUUUUGGUUCUUUAUUCCCUAGAAUGUGGUGUUACAUCAGGGCAAGCACUGAUCUGAUGUAGUGAUUUUCUUUAUAUUCUCAUAAUACCUACUAGCUGAACAGGGCCUCAAGUUUUGGGGAGAAUUUGAGUACUUGGAAGGAUACAGAGAACUGUUUUUUAUAGGGAAAUUUAUGAAAAUAUCCAAAUUACUGAAACAAAAAUUAAAAUUUACAAUUGUCCAAGCCUCUUAACAUAUAUUGAAUUCCCCCUGCAGAUUUAUUGUGUGAUGGUUUUGAGACAGGAUUUGGGCAUAGACAGAGACAAAGUCAUGGUUGAAAGACGAUACUCUGACUUUGCUACUCUUUACAAAACACUCAGGAAAGACCUCUCCUCUCUGUUCAAAGACAUUGGUGUCAAUUUUCCUGGAAAAGUGAUGGGACAGAAGAAUAAUCUCAACCCUGAAUUAAUUGAAUCCAGGCGCAUGGCUCUUCAAGAUUUCCUACAGAUUAUUUUCAAACACAAGGAAGUACGGCAACAACAAGCUUUCAAAGAAUUCUUUUACCUGCCAGGAUUGAGAGAGGCAACAGACAGUCUUAAGGCAGGUGAAUUUGAAAAUUGCCUUGAGUUGCUGUUAAACAGUGUUCAUCUUCAAGUUAAGCUGUGUGAUAAAGUGAGAGAGACUGUUGCUACUUUUGGGGCAAUUGUUGCUGUACUUGAGGCUCUAGGUAAACUGAAAGAUGCUGAACGCUAUGCAAAAGCAGCACUAGAAUUGAACCAUGAUGAUUAUCUAAGCCCUUACAUGAUCCCCUUGCUGGACACAGUGGCAAAAUUAGGAAGGAAGUUGGACAUGAACACAAAAACCAUAGAGAGACAAUUAAGUGAAGUUCAAAGAAUGAAUGGAGUGGAGGUUGAAGAUACUUUUACACUGCGAGAACUUGCUGUUAAAAGAUUCGAAAAAGUCAAGUGAUCAACAUAAUGUGCAAAGUGUUGCUUAGAUUGUGUAGUCUGAUUGUCUGGGUGAAAGAAGUUCUGAGAAGGACUGUUGUCAUUAGAAGUGACUGAUGUUUCAACUUCUGUAUCAGAAGUCAUUAUCAGAGUCAAGAAGGGAGAUGUUUUCAAUUGAAUGUUGUUGACAUCUGUUAAGGGGGUUUUGUUUUAAGUUAACACACCAGCCACUCAACAGAUGUUGACAACUACCUGCACAAUGCAAAUGAUUUAUUCAGGACUAUUGGGCUGGUUAUUCAUAUGAGGUCCAACCCAUACCAUGGUUUUUAUGUAAGCAGUGGGCCUAAGGGAUUCUCUAUUCCACUUGUAGCCUUCAGUCUUGACACUGUUCACAAAAAUACAUGUUCAGAUAAAAGGUUUGGUCAAAUAACUCAGUUUUGUUAAACAACGGUUCUUAACUUUGUUUAAGUAACCAGCUUUUAUUCAACAAAUGUCAGUCACUAAAUCUGACAAUAGUCCUUCUUAAGACUAUCAUUACCCAGAAGAUCAGACCACACAUUCAAAUGUUACUCCUGGGUUCAAAGCAUUAAUUAUAAAAUGUAGCGUAAUUUCUCUUUUCAGUAACAUGAAAAGUCUGCAGUUCUAAAGCACUUCACACAAAUUGUCUUGUGUGCUGCAGUCAACAUAGUAGCAUGGCAAGACCUCUGGCAAUUGAUAUGUACUGUUAAUGACUUAUUGAAAAAAAAAUAGUAAUAAGUAAUAAGUGAAUCAUUUGUAGUGUAAGUAAUUAUCACAGAUACAAAUUACAGGAUUUAUGUUCUUCUGAAAUUCUUUUUCAGAUCUAGAUCUUACAAAAAAAGGGAAGGCAACUUGAGUGUGAACAGUUUUUGUUAAAGGUGACCUGUAUUGUUGGCCAAGAAUACGGGAUCUUUCAUCUUUUUAGUGAUUGCAGAUCAUGGUGCAAUUUCUUUAAAAUGUCAGAGCUUACUUUACUUUCACAUGGCAUUUCAGUUUUGGCUGUAUAUUUCCCAGGAUUGGCAAUGGCUCAAUAAUAUUUAAAAUUAUUAAGAUGUAAUAUAAUGUUUAACAAUAUUUAUUGUCUGUGACAAAAAUGUGCACAUAGCAAUUAAUAUAUAAAAUAUUUCAUAUUGGACCUGUUGAUGAUAAUGAUCCACAGGCUUAGUGCAUUUCUAAGCUUUGAAAAAAAAAACCCUGACUUUUGCUCUCAGGCUUUCAUUUCACUCUGUCUUGAGUGACAACAUAAGUCUGCAAAGAUUACAUUUUCACUGACAACACAUAUCUUGCAUCAGUCAUACUGAUGAGGCAUUCUUUUCAUUCACCUCAGGGAAAUUAAUGAUUCACUGAUGACAGUGGAAUACAUGAUUAGUCACCUCACUAGAGAAUUAGUAGAUGGAUUAUUUAAUGUUGAAAAUGCAGGUGGCAGGG